This is a messenger RNA of Geodia barretti, 399 nucleotides long. Lineage: Eukaryota; Metazoa; Porifera; Demospongiae; Tetractinellida; Geodiidae. The record is from the annotation of a GenBank genome assembly.
AUGCCGGUUAACGACCCAGUAGCAGACAUGCUGACCCGGAUUCGUAACGGGAUUCACGCCCGCCAUGAAUCAGUAUUGGUGCCUCAUUCCAAGCUCAAGGCUGCGGUGGCCACAAUUCUGAAAGAACAGGGUUAUAUCAGGGACUAUGAUAUGCCCAGAGGCCACCAGUUUCCCACUAUGCGAGUGCAUCUGGCCUAUCGGACCGGCAGGGAACCGGUUAUCAGUGGACUCAAGCGCGUGAGCAAGCCCGGUCUCCGGGUUUACGUCGGGAAGGGCGAGAUACCCAGAGUAUUCGGCGGGCUAGGUGUGGCCAUAUUAUCCACCUCAAGAGGUGUUAUGGGCGGGCGCCAGGCCUGGCGACUCGGCAUUGGAGGAGAAUUACUCUGUUAUGUCUGGUAA